AUGUGCGAUCCAGACGAUGUCGGCAAAGAUGUGUGGAAGCGAUGGAUCCUAGAAGCUAUACAUAAAAUACGCUCACAGAAGCAAAGGCCAAGUGUUGAGAGGAUAUGUCACGCUAUCAGACAGCAUCACAACUAUCAUGAGGAUGUGGUGUCGGAGCGUCUAGAGCUGGCAGUACGCGAAGGGGCCGUUCUAAAGGUAUAUAACAAGGGCCAGAGCUCUUACAAGGAUCCAGGUGGACUGCAAAACAAGCUUCUAAGAAUAACGCAAGAUGUGGACCUUUCUAGGAUUGUUGCGAAAGCAGUGCGCGAAUUAGGUGAACGUGACGGUUCUACGUUAAAAGGGAUUGAAAAACAUUUGUAUACAGCUUACCAAGUGUCAGUGGAACCUGAUGUGGAUGUGCGUGCAGUGUUGCGUGCGGCGGCCAAACGCGCAGUAGCCAGAAGUCUGUUGACACACCAUGGUGGUUCUUACAAGGCAACCGAGAGACCUCUCAACACAUCAUCAUCAGACCGUAGCACCAAGCAGCGGCCCAAAUCAGCACUGGACUCCCCUGAGAAGAAACCGAAUCAAGGAGGAGUGCCUGUGUGUACUGAGUGCCUUGGAACUGAUGCAAGAAAUAGAUUAGGUGCAGUAGAAUCUUUGAUCUGCUGCCAGCAGUGCAAGGUGUAUGCACAUCCAACAUGUCUCAAUCUACUGGAUAAUAAUGAAAUACCAGUUUUAAAAUCUGUUGGAUGGUCGUGCGGCUCUUGCGCGUGGUGCGAUGUGUGCUCGCCGGGCGGGGGCGGCAGCGAGAGCUCUGGAUCGGGCUCAGGCUCGGGCUGGGUGUCGCGCUGCGUGGCGUGCUCCAGCCACGCGCAUCCUCGCUGCGGAGAACCGCCCUGGCGCUGCGACCACUGCCUCAACCUCGCACCCACUAACAAGCGAUCGUCGGUGACGGGUACGCCGCGCGGCAGGAAACCUCGCACCCCAGCCCGAAAACCGGAAACCGACGACGAGCCUUCCGACGGUAAUGGACCGACGCUCACGCGACCCGAACAGAGAAUGUCCCGAGAGAAGCAGAAAUUCUUCAGAUUCUCCGCUUUUAACUUAGUGAAGCGGCGCCGGCGCCGAUCGUCCUCCGAGUGGGAGGGGUGGGGCGGAGUUAGGGUCACUCGAGUGCAGAGACUGGAGCUCCGGCUCGAGCGUCGUCCCGCCUCCCCCCGCGACACCAUCUCCACUCAGUCCAGUACGCUCUCCACCCCCUCGCCCCUGUCGCCCGUCUCGCCGAGUUCCGCGUCGCCUUCCCCCAGCUCUCGCACCUCGUCCAGUGAGGCCGAGCCGUCGGCCCCUGCCGCCGUUUCGACGGUGUUCGAGCGUCUGGCUACAGACGAAACACCCGGCGGAGUGUGGGGCUUCGCCGCCGAGGCGCAGAAGCAGCGAAGGCUCGAGCCCGAAACGCGCCCGCCGCCCGAGCGGCACAGAGUCGCGAGACGUCGUAGCCGUUGCGGGGAGAGGUUGCUGACGACUCUGUUCGACGGGCUCUCAGAGUUUUAUUCGGUGCGAACGGCGUCACGAUCGCAGUCCCGUCCGCGCCCCACGCGACCUCCCGAGCCCGAGGAAGACCGCACCGUGCUGAAGGAAACGAGGAGCACCUUUCGACGAUACCAGGCGGAGUUGCGGCGUGCGCGAAGCCGAACUAGGGAACCUGAGCCUAAACCUGAACCGUCACCUGUCUCGGAGGAGGAACCGGUCGUUCGAGCCAGAUCGAGGAGUAGAUCUCGACCACGACCGGACGCGCGAGUGAUAAAGGCCGCGGAGGUUCGAGGUCUCAGCGUAGACCGUAGUCCGAUUCGUAGAGAAAAGGAGAUAGUGGUAGAGGAACCGCGGCUAUCCGCAUCGCAGCUGGUUAGGACCGCAGCGGUGGGCAAGCACCGGACGGUAUCGGAGGACUCGGAAAAACUGUAUCGCGGCUUAGCUUUGGCGGGUCGGCAGGCCGGCGUCGGAAGGCCGGCCACCAAUCAGACGGAGGGCUGUGCGGCGGCGCCCCCGGCGGGAGUGGGCGCGGGCGACGCGGCGCUGUUCAGCGCGGCGCUGGCGGCGGCCGGCGCAGACCAGCCGCACGCCGCCGCGCCCGCGCGCUGCCCCUCCGCCAUACAGUUCGGCCAGUGGGAGAUCGACACCUGGUACUCCAGCCCCUUCCCGCAGGAGUACGCGCGACUACCGAAACUAUUCCUAUGCGAGUUCUGCUUGAAAUACGCAAAAAGUCGAGCGGUGUUGAUGCGUCACCUGGACAAAUGUCUCUGGCGACAUCCACCGGCCACAGAAAUAUACCGUUGCGGAGACAUAUCAGUCUUCGAAGUAGACGGCAACGCCAACAAAAUUUACUGUCAGAACCUGUGCCUCCUCGCGAAGUUGUUCCUGGAUCACAAAACACUGUAUUAUGAUGUCGAACCGUUCCUGUUUUAUGUGUUAACGAAAAAUGACAGCAAAGGAUGUCAUCUAGUGGGCUACUUCUCCAAAGAAAAACAUUGUCAGCAGAAGUAUAAUGUUUCAUGCAUCAUGACGAUGCCGCAGUACCAGAGACAGGGCUUUGGACGAUUUCUCAUCCAUUUUAGUUAUUUGUUAUCGAAAGAGGAGGGACAGCCAGGUACACCUGAAAAACCUCUAUCAGAUCUUGGCAGAGUAUCUUACCAUGCGUACUGGAAAUCUGUAAUACUUGAAUACCUCUAUGAUCAUAAAGAUAAAUCAUUCACUUUUGAAGAUAUCGCACACACUACAGGGAUGCAUAUGAAUGAUAUUGCUAUAACAUUUCAGUUGUUAGGCUUUGUAAGAUAUAUUCCUAAUAAAGAAUCAAGCAAAUUAGGACUUUGUAUAGACUGGAACAGAGUUGAUAAUCACAUGAAGAAAGUAAAGAGUAAACCUAGGCUUGAGAUUGACCCCGAGUGCUUAAGAUGGACACCAUUAUUAGCUCCGACUGUAAAUCCGUUUAGAUCGCCGGAAGAGGCUUCUGGAGUUGACCAGGACACUGAAAAUGAGGAGUUGAAGACUGAAAGUGAGGAUACCGCAACUGAAAACGAGGUUCCGGUAGCCAAAGAAGACUCUAAACAAAAGGUUACAGAAAAAGAAAAUUCUGAAACACUUGUUGAAGUGACUUCUUCUGGUAGAAGACGAACGAGACCCUUGAAAUAUAGUGAGAGCACCUAUCAAACUACUCCAACACUUACUGAAGGCAACAGAAAGAGAAAACGAGAUGUCAACAGAAAGAUGUCCGAAAGUAACUAUGAUGAGGAUAAGAGUAAAGAGGAUGAGACACCCAGAAGACAGAGAAGUAAAAGUGUUGCUAGAAGAUCAUCCAGAGUUACCCAGAAUGAAAUUUCAGAAGACGUUGCGCCUACAAGUAGAAGACAGAGUAUUAGGGAAGCAGCUUAUGGUUCUGACAGUCAAGAUAGCCAGAUAAGCAUGGAUGCGCCCACGCCAGCAGUUAAUAACGUAAAAGCUAGGAGUAAAAGAAAAAUGAAAUGGAAAGGUCGUCCCAAGAAGAAACAAAAGAUCAAUAAAAAUUCUGCUCGAACUUCCUCGCCUGCAAGUAAAAAAGCUAAACUUAAUGAAAGCAACACAGUGGAAGUUAAUGACUACAAAACUGACGACUCUAUAGAAGAUGCCUCUAAACCUCGGGAGGUUGAAAACGAAAAUGUUGCUCCACAAAAUGAACAACUCAUUGAAGAAAAAACUCAAGAAAAAAGUAAAAAUUCGGAAGCUAGUUCUGAAGACUCUUCAGGGGAGGCAGACGAUGAGAUGGAUGUUGAAGAAGGAGAAGAAAGAAAACCAGUUAGUAAACCAGCGUCGCCGAGACAUGUUGAAGAGAAUAGCACUGACCAUCACACUAGUGACAUGGAACUUGAUAGCAUUCAUAUGGACUCACCCAAGUCUAUAGCAGAAAAAGACCAAGUUAUUAAAGAAGCUAAUGAUAAACCAGACGAUGCUGUAUCACAGAGUAGAACAGAAGAAUCAUUAGAAAAACCUGAAGAAGAUACUAAAGUAGCAUCAGAUGAACAACCUGAGACGGAAAACCCGUCUGAGCCAAUGAAUGGUGAAAUGAAAUCUCCAACAAAACCAGUAUUAGAUGAUAAGGAUACUAUAAUUAUAUCUGAAUCAGAUGAUAAUAACAGUCAGAGCUGUCCUUUGCCAUCACCUAAACCAAAUGUAGUAGCCCCAGUGCAACAAAAUAAUGAAAAUAAACCUAAAGAAGUUGAAGAAAAGGACAGUCCAUCUAAACUUAUACCCGUUGUAUCAACAGAGAAUGCCCAUAUUGUUUUAGACCCAAAAGUACAAGAAGAAGUAAACACAAUCAGGCCACCAGUAGACUUGAUCGUCCCUAGAACCAAUCAAAUUGAAACUAUAGUUGUCGAAGGCGAAUCUGAUACUGCACAUUCGCCGAAAACAGGUUUAUCACCAAAGAAAAAUGAUAAAAUGGUGAUAAAUGAGUCUCCCAAACCAAAAAAAUCGCCGGAAAGUGUCAACUCCGAUGUAUACUGCGAGCAGAAAAAAUGUGAUGUUAGGAAAGAAACUGUCAUACAAAACCAAAACACUGAGGAAGUCAAAAGUUCCGAAAAGAAAUCACCAAAUAAAAUAGAAUCAAUCAUUCAAAAUUUAGAUUCUCAAAGAGAUUUAGUAUCUAAUACAAGAAAACCCGACCCCGUUAAAAUAGAUAGCUUUAUUGAAGUUGAUAAUAGAAAUAAAUUAACAAAUCCAAUUGUAGCUAGGGAAAGUGAAAUUCCAUUUCGAAACGACUUAAUGAAUAGGAAAGAUGAGAUCGUAAUAACCAGAAACAUAAUCGAACAACCGUCUCCGUUACAAACCUUUCAAAACCCAGUGUCAAACUCCAUGACGAUACAGCAGAUAAAUACAGCUCAGCACUCUUUUUUGAAUCACAGAGCGAAUGUCACAAAAGAAUCUCAAGCCGUACAGACAGACAAAAUUUUAAUAAAGACUAGCGAACAGAACCGUGUGAUAAACAACAGUUUAGACCCAACGCCUGUUAUUAGUAAAAGUACGACGAAGUUAGAAGUGCCACAUCCUAUAUCCUCACCAGUGAUAAACCCUGUUAUACCAAAAGUACCAAAUGUUACUGAUAUAAAUUUUUUACCCCGGUGUCAAAGCGCUAACGCUGCGGUCAACAUCGGUCUGGACAGGGCGGAUUUAGAAGCCAGCUUUGCAAACAGUAGCGCACUACAAAAUUCAUUGAGUGGGUCCAUGAGCAUCGUCCAUAGUAACACUCAAGAUAAGAACGACCUGAAUCAAAAGCCAAGAGAGAAGAGUAAACUGCGAGACGUGAGAGUGAAUUCCGCUCACAGUAAGUUGGAGAAAACUGACAAGAAAAAUAAGAAUGAUACGCCGAGGAGCACGCCUGAACCGAAGAUGUUUUUUCCAGACCAAAGUAACACGAGGAAGCCGGAGACAUCAGUCCCAAUAAACGUAAUCAACUCUUUGCCGGUCACGAGCAAAGUUGAAACAAAACCCACAAACGAAGCUCCCAAAAAGCAGGAUUUUUUUAAGAAAGAAAAAUCGAACGCAUCCAAGUGUGACUCCAAGAGCGCUUCGGUCAAACAUGACAAAAGUUGCGCUGCGCAACUUAAUCUAAAAUCUGAUCAAAAUGAUUUGAAUAAAAUGCUACCAAAAUUUAAGUAUGAUAAUGAAUUAAUGCCAAAAGCAGACUAUGCAAUGAAUCAGAUUCCUAAUUACCACACUACCCACGGGCAGUACCAGUGGCCGCCCUGGGAUCCGACCAGGAUACAGGGCACUUGGGAGCACAAUAGAAUAUUUGAUAUGAAAAACAGUGUGAGCGAUAAAAACUAUCUAGAUAAACUGCAAGGAUUCAAUCUGCCUCAUUUAGAUCAGGUUCAGAAGUCACCUCAGAAAUUGCUUCCAAAAUACGAUCAAAAGGAUUUUCACAACAUUACGUACGGCGCGUUGAGCGGUAGUCUGUAUGCAACGACAGGGUUGCCGCAUUUUAAGGAAACUAAGACUCCAAUAUCUAAAUCCGAAUGCUCACAAAAGAACGAAUGCAAACCAUCUAAACAGUCCAAAACAAAUACCGCUUGCCAAACGCAAUGCGAUAGUAAGAAAUCGCAUUCGCAAAGUACGGCUGACCAGAUGAAGCAAAUGAUGCAGCGACAAGUGAAUAAGCAGCAAGAUGUGGUGACUAGUUGCGCGGAGUACCGACAACAGAGCCCUCAGGUCAUGACGUCAUCUGGCUGUAAGACUCCGUUUAAUCAGAACGGGCCAUGCGGCCAGGAGAAAUCUGACAUCGAGAAGAAAUCUCGACAGCAUUCAAAGAAGGAGGAGUCCCCGAAAGAUAAUAGUAAGGAGGAGUUAUGUGAAGCGGUUAGCCCCGCAUUGCAGUCUAUGGGGGUGUACACUCCCGACUCGACGAGUAACUCCGUGCAUUCGGUGCAAUAUCCUGCCUGCGAGUUGGACGUCAGUCAGCUCGGACUGGAGUCGCCGACUAGUAUAGGAUCUGACCUGGCGUCGCCUUGCUCCAUGAUGCAUAUGCACCCAGCACCCAGCCCACAGUAUUCGACUAUUCACAUACCGUCCAUUAUGAGUCAAUCUAACCAACCACCGAAACAGCAGAAGAUUAACAAUAGGAACAGGAGUAGCGGCAGCGGCGGAGGCGGCGCGGGCGCCAGCGCCGAGCUGAAGGGCGCGCUGCGCGCAGCCCCCACGCCCCCCGCUCGACGCCAGGCCACGCCGCCAAACAUACAGCCGCACGGCGGCGGCAGCGUGAUGCAGGGCGGCGGUGGCGCGGCGGGCGGCUACCAGGGCGGCUACCUGUCGUUCCAGCAGCAGCAGCAGUACCACGCGGGCGGCUGGCCCCCCUCCUGCUCGCUCGCCAAGCUGCAGCAGAUGGCGGAGGCGCCGCAGCACCACCCGCCACACCAGUACGCGCAGCAGUCGUCCACCCCUCCCGCGACGGCAGCGAGCCAUUACCACGCCAAGUAUUACGCGCCGCCUCAUAACCAGCUCGACUCGCCUAGGAACACACGGAAUACCACUAGCAACCUGAGCCCGAUGCAGCACAUGCAGAUGGCGCCCACGUCGCGCAUGUCGCCCAACCUGAACACGCACAUCAUCAGCCAGUACGGGCUCAACGGGUACCGCGUGGGCCCGCAGCAGCAGUUCAACAACCUGCAGAUGAUGUCGCCGGCCAACGCCGUGCAGUACGGCGGCGCCGACCCCCGCGCGCAGCAGUCCAACGUCUACGCCUACGGCUACAUCAACCACCCGCCGCCGCCGCCGCUCGCCAUGCAGCCGCUCAACUCCACCAUGCGCCGGUAG
This is a messenger RNA of Arctia plantaginis, 7317 nucleotides long. The record is from the annotation of a GenBank genome assembly. NCBI's taxonomy places the organism in Eukaryota, Metazoa, Arthropoda, Insecta, Lepidoptera, Erebidae.